Cryptomeria japonica (Japanese cedar) is the source of this 1612-nucleotide messenger RNA. RefSeq lists its product as uncharacterized. The transcript has 2 exons. The coding region runs from base 712 to 1209 and encodes 165 amino acids. The record is from RefSeq and is a predicted model, not a curated record. NCBI's taxonomy places the organism in Eukaryota, Viridiplantae, Streptophyta, Pinopsida, Cupressales, Cupressaceae.
UAUGUAUCAUUCCUUGAACAAAUACAAUAUAUUUUCUCGUACAUACUCAAUGCUGAUCCAUCCUCAACGGGCUAUUGUCUAUCCGGCAUACUGAAUGCACGUUUGACCGUUCCACUAUGAUGGAUAGACAUUGUCAUAACGGUUAGGUUUUGAUUCCAUUUGUCAACACUCGAUUUUAUUAAUUUGUCAUUGCUAUUCAGUGCCAUUAAUAGGAUUGUGCGUCUGUGGUCCCUUAAAACAACUUGGAGUGAGGUAGAGAGCAAGAAAAAACCAACUGUGAAAAUGAUCAUAUAUGCUGUAUAUGUGUGGCGCACUUCAGCAGCACAACGUGUUACUUAUGUCAGAGACUAUGGAAGUAGGUUUGUAGUAAAAUAUAGAGUUUACAGCCUGUGAAAGACAUCAUUCGAGGUAAGUAUUCAAUACCAUAGAAAAUAAUUAUGCAGUUGACACUCCAGAUCGAGAAUUCUGAUCUGGGUUUGUAUUGGCAUUAUUGCUGUUUGCAUAUUAUGUGUCCAAACCUACACCAUCAUUUAUGAUGAUUUAUAUCUGACAGAUAAUUAUAGCUCUGCCAAGUGCCAACCCAACAACCAAAACAGAAGAAAUAACUGUAGUUUAAACUUUUUAUCUAUUUUGUGGAUAUAAAUUGAGUGUCAAGACACCCAAAGACACAAAGGAAUAAUAAAAGUAGCAAGUAAAGAGAAAAAGAAGAUUAUGGAAUGCCCAAAGAAGUUUGGCUUUUUGUGUGUACUCUUAUUGCUGUGCAUUACAGCUGAAGCUGCUGUUGUUGUGUCUGAAACAUCCAUCCCUAAGAUACUUGCCAAAUAUGGACUACCCAUAGGACUUCUGCCUGACUCUGUUAGGAAUUACUCCCUUUCUGAUGAUGGGGACUUUAAGGUAGAGCUUGAGAAUCCGUGUGAAAUUAAUUUUAAGUAUCUGGUGUCCUAUGACACUGUCAUCCAAGGAAAACUCACUUAUGGCAAGAUCAGUGAGCUUUCUGGGAUUCGGGCAAAGAAAUUUUUAUUAUGGAUGCGUGUGACUGGAAUUGAAGUGGAUAUACCAAAUUCAGGGUACAUAUACUUCCAUGUUGGUGCAAUCUCAAAGAAGUUGGACGUAGCUUUAUUUCAGUCGGUUCAUAAAUGCCAGGAUUCUUUUGGGAAGCGGGAUAAAAACGAGAGCCAGCCUGCAUUGGCUGAGAGAGAUGUGCAGUGAUGGAAAUUUGUAGCAGGACAAAAAAAUUAUGUAUAGAUGAUGCAUCAGUGCUGUCCAUUUUACAAGCAUCUUCGUGUCACAACUUAUGCUACGGAGAGGAUAUAGAAGGAUCUAAGAAUAAUGAGAUACUCUAUAUUUUAUUUAUAAUAUGGCUAUAUUGCUAUAGCACUAUAGCAUAUUUAGGGAUACCUCUUGAAAUAUGCAGAAAAUUCUGGUUUUCAAUAUGCUUGCAGAGUCGAUGACCUUUGUUGUACUACUCUUUGGAUAGUAACGUCAAUAACUGCUAUACUGUUGGAUACUACAAAUAGUUGUUAUACGUAUUACUUUAAAGAGUAAGGAGUCCCAUGUUUUGUUUGGAUGAUCACCCUUAGUUAUUGCAAAGGAGUCCUAUAUUUUGUGUGAA